ACGCUACGUCACUUCCGGCUAAAACAUGGCUGCGCCCUGACAAAUGUCACAUUAUCUGUUUGGCUAAAAACAUCCAGUUAAAUUCGGCUUCCCUAUCAACAGCAGAGCUUUAAAAGGAAAGAAAAAAGCUGCGAUACUUUUCUCCGUGUCAGUCUCCGUCCUCAGAGGGUGUGUAAGCGGACAUCAUGGUGCAUUUAUCGUCCUUCCUCCUGAAGAAGUACCACAGUGGCUACGUCGUCAUCCGGCUCGCGAUGGCAGGCCACAAACAAGCCAACCGACCCUUUUAUCGCAUCGUGGCGGCUUACAACAAGAGAUCAAGAGACGGCAAAUACAUCGAGCAGCUGGGCACCUUUGACCCCCUUCCUAACAUCUACAACGAGAAGCUCGUCAGUUUCAACUUCGACCGGAUCAAGUACUGGAUCGGCUGCGGCGCGCACCCGACCAAACCCGUGGCCAAACUUCUAGGGUUGUCUGGGUUUUUCCCCCUCCACCCCAUGACGGUAACAGAGGCAGAGCGUCGAAGAGCUCAGGCAAAGCUGGCGGAGACGACAGCAGGAACGGAGGACUCUCAGGAGGAGGAGAACCGGGCCGGUGUGUGAUCGGAUCAAAGCGAAGCUGCUGUUAAUAUGAAAGAGAACUAUUAAAUAUCCUUUCUUUCUCUUGUUGAUGGACUGCUCAAAAGUGUGAACAACUCGUAAUCUUAAAAAGAAACAACAGCUUUGAGCUGAUUGUUGAUUGACAUCUUGUGUUUAUUUGGGGAAAUGUUGAGCUUUUGUUUUGUCAUUAAAAUCUUUGUGAAAAAAACUGCAAAAAGCUA
This is a messenger RNA of Fundulus heteroclitus (mummichog), 817 nucleotides long. It is a transcript of the gene mrps16, whose product is annotated as mitochondrial ribosomal protein S16. Lineage: Eukaryota; Metazoa; Chordata; Actinopteri; Cyprinodontiformes; Fundulidae. Gene Ontology annotation, cellular component: ribosome; mitochondrial small ribosomal subunit. The transcript has 4 exons. Gene Ontology annotation, biological process: mitochondrial translation. The record is from RefSeq and is a predicted model, not a curated record. Gene Ontology annotation, molecular function: structural constituent of ribosome. Bases 186 to 599 code for a protein of 137 amino acids.